CUUCCAGAUGGGUGACCGUUGUUGUGGGGUCUUUUUUGAAUCUUUCCCCAAAUAUAUAACCGUUGCUCACCCCAUCACCCCAAACACCACCCUCAAACCACAGAGAGACAGAGAAUACUAAAGAGGUAUACACAGGCUUUAACAAAAGGGCAACAAUCUUUAGUUGGAUCAGCGGAUUGCAUCCACCAUGACUGUUGAGGUGAUAUCUCAAGAAACCCAAGUGGCCGAGGUGGUCGUUUCGCAACAACCAGAAGCAGAAGAAGAUUUGAAGAUUGUUGUCAAAGAGGUGGAGGAUAAAAAAAUUGAGGAUGAACCCAUUUCCAAGGAUGUUGAGAAAAGCUCUUCGUACAGGGAAGAAAGCAAUUUUCCCUCCGAUCUAAAAGAGCACGAGAAGAAGGCCUUGAGUGAGUUGAAAUCGAAACUCGAAGAGGCUGUACUUGGAAACAAUUUGUUCAAGAAAGAAGAGCCCAAAGAAAAUGCAAAAGAGGAACCAGCCUCAGAAGUGACAGAGGAAAAAGUGGCUGAAGAACAGACUGAGGAAUUGAAAGUCGAGGUGGAGGGAGAGACGAAGCCGGAGGAGGGUACUACGGAAGAGAAAACCAUUGAAUGCGUCGAGUCAGAAGAGAAGGAGGAAGGAAAGGAGGGGAGUGAUGUGGUUUGUGAUGAGGGCAAAAGGGUUGAGAUUGAUGAGGAUAUCUCAAUUUGGGGGGUACCACUUUUGCCUAGCAAGGGAGGUGAGGGCUUAGAUGUGGUUCUCUUGAAGUUUUUGAGGGCCAGGGAUUUCAAAGUCAAUGAUGCAUAUGAGAUGGUGGUGAAAACCCUUCAAUGGAGGAAGGAGUUCAAGGCAGAUUCGAUCCUGGAUGAGGAUUUGGGCUCUGAUUUGGGCUCUUUCGCCUACAUGAGCGGGGUUGAUCGCGAGGGCCAUCCCAUUUGUUACAACAUCUUUGGGGCUUUCGAAAGCAAUGAGCUGUAUGAGAAGGCGUUUGGGACGGAAGAGAAGCGUGAGAGGUUCUUGAGGUGGAGGUUCCAGCUGAUGGAGAAGGGCAUUCAAAAGCUUGAUUUCAAGGCUGGAGGUGUUAACUCAUUGCUUCAAAUCAAUGAUCUCAGGAACUCCGCUGGACCAUCCAAGAAAGAACUCCGGGUCGCCACAAAGCAAGCUGUUGGGCUUCUCCAAGACAACUACCCAGAAUUCGUUGCGAGAAACAUAUUCAUCAAUGUCCCUUUCUGGUACUACGCGUUCAAUGCCCUCUUAUCCCCUUUCCUAACACAAAGAACCAGGAGCAAAUUCGUGGUUGCUCGUCCCGGGAAGGUCACAGAGACCUUGAUCAGGUACAUUCCUGUUGAGGAAAUCCCCAUCCAGUAUGGUGGCCUGAAAAGGGAGAAUGAUUUCGAGUUUUCAUUUGAUGAUAGUGCAGUUUCUGAACUCAUCAUCAAGGCCGGAUCAACAGCAACCGUAGAAAUAAACGCUACAGAGGUUGGAGCCACAUUCAUUUGGGAUUUGACAGUUUUGGGUUGGGAAGUGAACUACAAGGAGGAAUUCGUCCCCUUGGACGAGGGCUCCUACAGCAUUAUUGUUCAGAAGACAAGAAAAAUGAGCUCGAAUGGAGAACCAAUUCGCAACACUUUUAGGACCAAUGAACCGGGGAAGAUUGUCCUAACGAUUGAGAAUUGUUCGAGCAAGAAGAAGAAGGUGUUGUAUAGAUACAAGACCAAGAAGAGCGCCUUUUGAGAUCUAUAUACAAGAGUUCCAUACAUCCUGUUUAUUGUCCCUAAAUAUUUUUACAUUCAUGGCUUUUUCUUCGUAUUUGGCUUGGGAGUGAGAUCUGUGAGAGUUAGAUUGGUGAGCGGGACAUUCUUUGAAAAAAAAUAUUUCUUUUGGGGUUUUGAAUGUUUAAUAUUAUGCAUAACUUUGGUGCUGUUAAGUAAUUCUGUUGUUGCAGAGCUUGUAAGAAUUUGAGGGAUGGAUUUCUUGUUAUGCACAAUUCAUUUACAUCUAUCUAUCGAGUUUGUAAUUAGUUUAA
Messenger RNA from Rhododendron vialii, 2021 nucleotides. Its product is annotated as patellin-4. NCBI's taxonomy places the organism in Eukaryota, Viridiplantae, Streptophyta, Magnoliopsida, Ericales, Ericaceae. Gene Ontology annotation, molecular function: lipid binding. The transcript has 5 exons. The record is from RefSeq and is a predicted model, not a curated record. The coding region runs from base 188 to 1729 and encodes 513 amino acids.